This is a messenger RNA of Prorocentrum cordatum, 495 nucleotides long. NCBI's taxonomy places the organism in Eukaryota, Dinophyceae, Prorocentrales, Prorocentraceae. The record is from the annotation of a GenBank genome assembly.
AUGUUCCUGCUGCAGAGCACGUUCGCGAAGCCGAAGGUGGCGGACAUGCUGGAAGGACAUCGGCUGGUGAGGAUCGGGAAGGACUUCUCCCACGCGAGCUUGUGGGUCAGGCCGAUCGAGCUGCAGUGCCUGGGCUUCUACGCGGUAGCCGAGGCGGCAGGGGCGAAUGCGACAGAUCAGGCCGGCCAGGCGGAUUGGAUAUUCACGGCGAAGGGCGCGCGGAUAUGCGACGGACAGUGGGAAAGGCCGCCUGUUUUGUUUAGGGCGCAAGCCCCUGUCUCGGGUAGGGCACAGGCCCUUGGGCCCGGUUUGGUGGAAGUUUUUGGACGGGUGCAGGGUUUGUCUUUCCCGCUGCAGGUUCUGCGCUCGCCCCUGCAUCGCGCGCGCGGCGCAGGCCGCGUCCUGGGCAAAGGCGCCAUGCUGGCGCAAGCGCAGGCCCUAUUCUGGGGACAGGCGCAGGCCGUGGUUGCGUACUUCUUGAAUUCGGAUAAUUAA